This is a messenger RNA of Acanthochromis polyacanthus (spiny chromis), 1369 nucleotides long. RefSeq names its product tumor necrosis factor receptor superfamily member 5. The transcript is spliced from 8 exons. Gene Ontology annotation, biological process: immune response-regulating cell surface receptor signaling pathway; TRIF-dependent toll-like receptor signaling pathway; cellular response to interleukin-1. Gene Ontology annotation, molecular function: antigen binding; CD154 receptor binding; transmembrane signaling receptor activity. Lineage: Eukaryota; Metazoa; Chordata; Actinopteri; Pomacentridae. Bases 152 to 1087 code for a protein of 311 amino acids. Gene Ontology annotation, cellular component: membrane; external side of plasma membrane; CD40 receptor complex. The record is from RefSeq and is a predicted model, not a curated record.
GUUACACGGAAACACGAGCCGAGCGAGAGCCGGAAACAAGGAGGAAACAGAAGAACGGGGUCACUGGGGUUUUCCACCAACGAGGAAGGCUUGAAGAAGAAGGUGAGACAGAAACAGAACAAACCAGAAGCUCCAGACUCGAGAAGGAAACAUGAGGUGCAGCUCCGAGGACAAAUAUUUCAGCGGAGGACAAUGCUGCGAUCGAUGUGAUGCAGGAAAAUUCCUGAAGUCCGCCUGCAACGGCACGAAGCCCAGCGAGUGUUUAGAGUGUGGACGUGAAUCUUAUACGGCAACCAAGAACCACGGCAGCAAGUGUUUACCGUGCAGAAAAUGUAGCGAAAGCAACCACCAGAAGACAAUGCUGGAGUGCUUGGCCGAUCGGAACGCAGUGUGCGAGUGUCUUCCUGGGUUCUUCUGCGCCAACCAGGAGUGUGAUCACUGCCAGCUGGCCAGCCGGUGUCCUCCUGGAGAAGGAGUCCAGGUUCCAGCUACUCGCACCAACAACACGAUCUGCUCCCCGUGUGGAGACGGAACCUUCAGCAACGUGACGGAUUUACAGUCAGCCUGUAAACCACACACCAGGUGUGAAGACUUUGGAAGAAUCCAGCUCCGUGCUGGAACCUCGAGGACCGACGCCGUCUGUGGAGACUUCAAAACCCAGUGUUCGUGGAUGCUGCCUGCAGGUCUGUGGUCGGGACUCGUGCUGACUGUCCUGGUGCUGGUUCUCGUCUUCGUGUUGUGGAGAUCAAAGCGUGGAUCUUACAGAGCAGCCUCCUCCAAAGGUCCAGUUUCUCCUGCAGCGAUGGCUCCAGCUCCACCCGUCACUCAGGAGGAAUUUUUUUCUCACUGCCAGGAAACCUGCAUCUCAGACACCUGUAAAAUACCCAUAUUCAACCCAGCUGAUGAAGAUGAAGCUGUGAUCAGCGUCCAGGACAGCAGCGAGGACACCAGCCUCCCCAUCACGCCUUUCAAAGCCUCCGUCUCAUUCGCUGAGUCCGCUCACAUGAACGGCAGCACCGCUUACUGCUCCGGAAACUUCCUCAGGUCUUAUUCUGAGCCUCAGGAGGACGAAUACUGUGGAACAUAAACCUCUGGAUGCUGAGGAACUUGCAGCUGUUUCAACUAUUUAUACCAAACUGAAGGACUCUGAGCAGGAUUUGCUGCCACCUGCUGGACUUGGGCUGUAUCUGCUCAGCCUGGACAUUGGUCUGAAAUGAAGGAGCUUCACAAGUGAUGCAGUCAUCUAUGGAGGACAAUCUGUAUUUAUUUUAACUCUGAUGGGACGGUGAAGUGAUGGCAGUAAUAAACCUGAUUGUGUCUCAGCUCCACUGUUCAGAAACUAUUAAAACUGUUCUGUUGCAUCGACUCA